Molecule: messenger RNA, 3328 nt
Organism: Physella acuta
Lineage: Eukaryota; Metazoa; Mollusca; Gastropoda; Physidae
Product: toll-interacting protein B
Biological process (GO): ubiquitin-dependent protein catabolic process
Cellular component (GO): cytoplasm
Molecular function (GO): ubiquitin conjugating enzyme binding; ubiquitin binding
Source: RefSeq, a predicted model, not a curated record
UACAUUACUCAUCAACAAAUAUGGCGUCCACAAACGGAGUAACUUCGAGUCCGUCAGGUAGUCUAUCGCCAGCUGGUUCUAACAGGCGUAACCAGGUUAUGGUUGGUGAAUUGCCAACUGACUUUUUGCGCACAGGCCCUUCACUGACUCAAGAACAAGAAGAUGAACGCAUCGCCAGGAUUUUACAGGCGCAGCAACAAGCUGGUGGCAAUGUUGUUUCUACUGGCAACAUUGUUGGCAGGUUGAGCAUAUCUGUGGUUCAGGCAAAGCUGACCAAGAAUUAUGGCAUUACUAAGAUGGAUCCAUACUGCAGGAUCAGAUUGGGGCACACAGUGUUUGAAACACCAACAGCUUACAAUGGAGCAAAAACUCCACGAUGGAAUAAGACAGUUACUGCAUACUUACCAUUUGGAGUGGACUCCAUGUAUCUAGAAGUGUUUGAUGAAAGAUCAUUCACUGUGGAUGACCGGAUUGCAUGGGCUCACAUUAAGCUCCCAGAAACUGUCAUGACUGGGGAAACAGUGGAUGAGUGGUUUCAGCUCAGUGGGAGGCAGGGGGAUGACAAGGAGGGGACUAUCAAUUUGGUCCUGACGCUGUCAGCUCCUGUUGAAAGUAAUGUCAUCAGCUAUACCUACACCACACCUGUGCCUAUGAUGAUGCCUAUGUAUUACCCAGUUCAACAACCAGUGGGUCAGAUGCCACCUUAUCCACCUCAGCCUCCACAGGGUCCCUUGUACACAGAAGAAGAUUUAAAACAGGUGAAGGACAUGUUUCCCAACAUGGAAGAUGAGGUGAUCAAGUCAGUGAUGGAGGCCAACAGGGGAAAUAAGGAUGCCACUAUUAACUCAUUGUUGUCUAUGAGCUCAGAAUAAAUGAUCACUGUUAAACGAGAUGAAUGAGUGAAGACUUUGGAGUGAUUACCCUUUUUUGUUACCGAAGCUUGUAUAAAAUAUAGAUUUGUCAACAAUUUAUUUGAGAAAUUGAGAUUUCUUUUCUUAAAUUAAAUGGAAUUUUUGCUAGCUUGUAUAAAGAUGUAAAAUUAUUGUAUUUCUUAUUUAGAUUUAUUAUAUACAUUAAGAAGGAGACAUUUCCGUUUUAGAUUAUAGAAGUCAAAUUGAGCUUUAAAAUUCUUUUUGAAGUACCAUCCAAACAAAUUUUAUCAAUAUUCUAACUACUAGUUGCUUAUAGUUGUUUGCCUGUCAAAUCCAAAGUACUGUGUUGUUUCAUCAUUAGACAAGAUUUUGCUUUCACCUGCACUUUAUUAUUGUUUUUUGUUCUCUAUUAGGUUUUUAUUUCUUAUACAGAAUUUUCACAUCUGCAUAAUAAAAAGUGGUUGCUGGAAAUAAUUUUAUUUUCUUGGUGAUAUGUGAGAGAUAGCAAAUAAAAUUACUACUAUUUAGGUUCGCUUAAUAAUAGAACAAAGGUUGAAUGUCAGUAACUGCGUCAGUUUUAUUUUGGGCUAGAUUUAUAAUCGUAGCAUAACCUUAACCUUUACAACAAACUGGAAAGUUAAAAGUCAAUUAAGCCCUAGUUAAAAAUUGAGUUUUGUUUGUGUUUACCGAAGUUAAAAAAGCACAGAAUGAUUGAGCAAAGACUGCAUAAUAACUUUAAAAUUCAUAUCAAUCAACGUUAAAUUUGUUUUCAUAUAAGUAAUAAUGUAAAAUUUCCUAUCAUUUAAGUAAUGGAUUGUAACCCUUGUCAGUUACUGUAGUAGACAAUAAUUUAUUGUACUAAAUAUAUAUUUGUCUGCUGAAUAUUUUUGUCACACUAAAUGAAGAAACUAUUAAACAGUUAUGCAGUGUGAUCAAUUAGAAAACUGCAGACAUUUUUGGCUUUCAAUUUUACUACUGUAAAUAAAAAUAUAUGUAUACUUUCACAGUGUCUAUUUUUAAAUGGUUUUAUUUCUUUUGAGUUUUCUAUAUUUAUUUUGAGUUGUGUUUAAGGUACUGAUAGUUGUACAGAAGUUUUAUUCAUACCUAUAAAACUGUAAACAAAAAUUUAAAAAUGUUUCUAUGAUAGUAUAUGAUGUUUCUUAUUUCAGAUUUAUUUUCAAACUUUAAAAAAAUAGGCAUUUAUGUUAAUAAAGUUAUCUAUUGUGUGUUGUGUUUUGAUUUGUAUUAUUUUCGAAGGAAUUUACUGUGUUGCUGUUCAGUAAUAUUUUGUAAAGGUAUAUAAAUGUAAUAAUUAGAAUAAGCACUUUUUCAAUCUGUUUCUAUUUUUGUAAAAGAUUGUAAACACAAGCAUUGUCUAACAAUCAUAAUCAAUUUAAUUUUCCAAAUUUUUCUUCUAAAAGAUAAAUUUAAUAUCCUGCAACACAUUUUAUUCUUUCAGUAAUUAAAUCUAUUUAGCUAUUAUUUUGUAAAUAACUUUUUCUGUGUGCUUUGGUUAUCUUAUUUGUAGUUUUAUGGGUUGUCUAAGAUAAACAUAAUUUGUCAUUUUCACAGCUUUUGUACUUUUUAAAAGAAAUAUCAUGUGUCUUAAUAGUUUAUCCUUAAUUGCAAUAUUAUAAAGCUUCUAUUUUCAGUUGGUUUUCUUUUUGGUAACCAGGGUGAAUAAUUAAAACAUGAACAUGCUUUUCAUUCCAUUUUAUGUUCUCAGGUGGCUUUGGACUAUGAUUCUGUUUUGUGCUUCAAAUUGAAGUACUCUCCCAAUCAUUCAUAAUUGUUGACUAACAAGGUACACAGACAUCUCUUAAGAAAUUCAGUAAAAUAUAAUUUACACUUCAGUCUACUAGAAGAUUUUUUAAGGAUUUUAUUAGAAUAAAUAUGUAAGUUAAUCUAAUAUAAUCCUAAAAUGUGAUGCUUCUGCUGCUAGUUAUGUUUAUCUGAUUAUCAAAAUCAAACAUUUCAAACUAGACAUUUAAAGUUUUGCUACAUGCAAUUUUAAAUGAAUUAUUUUUGUAUUCUUCAAGCUGCUUAGAAUGGUUAGGCAGAUAUUAAAAUUUUGAUUUAAAUAGUAAAGAUUGCAGCAAAUGCUACUUAAUUAUUAAUAUAAAGAUUUUAAAAUAAAUUACAUAGGAUUUUGUCUGAUUUAAACAAACUAAUAUGUAUUACUUUACAUUUAAGUGUCAUAUGAAUGUAUAUUGGCAAAAUAUAAGGCCAUAAUCCUAGUACAAGUCAUAUCUUUGUACACUAACAUAAUAUCAAUAGCUUUUUGCCUCCCUUCAAAACUAUCCAAUCAAUGUAACCUACAAUACGUUAACUUUUUAAAGCUGGAAGUUGAGUGUAUUAUAAAAUGUAUAAAUGGCGUGACACAUUAUUAACAAUGUAUCUUUUUAUGAAGAAAAUAUUUCAGAUUGUAAUAUGUGUAUAAAUUCUUUUUAAAAUGA